AUGAAUCAUGGCCAACCAAACCCUUUCAUCACAAUUGAGAAUAUUCAACGGAGCAUCUCUGAAUGGUCAAACAAGUCAAGCUUGUUGACCAAAAGUCAACAAGGUGUGAUUAAUCAAGAACCCCGCCCUGGUUGGCAACCCCCCAACCCCCAACCCCCCCCCCCCCCCCCCUUUGUAAAAGUUAAUGUGGAUGGAGCAUGGGAUGAAGAAAGUCAUCAUAGCGGGGUUGGAAUCAUUAUCAGAAAUCACAGGGGACACUCUAUUGCUGGAGCAAGCAUCCACGGAAGCCACAACUCUGCCAUUGAAGUGGAGGCUGAGGCAGUGGUUAAAGGCCUCCAGCUCGCUGCACACAUGAAUCUUCAGAAGAUCAUUGUUGAAGGGGACUGCAAUGAAGUCCUAACUGCCCUCAACAAUUCAUCCUGCCAUCCAAACUGGAGAAUAUCCCCUAGUAUCGACAAGAUCUCUCAUUUAAAAACUUUGUUUGUCGGGAUCAAUUGGAAUUGGAUCCCUCGUGAAGCUAACCGUGUUGCGGAUGUAGCGGCUAAGCUUGCCAAAUUGAGGUUGCGCUCUCAUAAAUGGGCCAACAGGCCUCCAACCUCUAUUGUCUCCAUUCUCAGAAGUGACGACGGUCUUCCAGGACCUCCCUGUAGCUAG
Molecule: messenger RNA, 654 nt
Organism: Rosa chinensis
Lineage: Eukaryota; Viridiplantae; Streptophyta; Magnoliopsida; Rosales; Rosaceae
Exons: 1
Coding region: 1-654 (217 amino acids)
Molecular function (GO): RNA-DNA hybrid ribonuclease activity; nucleic acid binding
Source: RefSeq, a predicted model, not a curated record